This is a messenger RNA of Cynara cardunculus var. scolymus (artichoke), 1707 nucleotides long. Its product is annotated as tRNA-specific 2-thiouridylase MnmA. Gene Ontology annotation, biological process: tRNA processing. Gene Ontology annotation, molecular function: sulfurtransferase activity. Lineage: Eukaryota; Viridiplantae; Streptophyta; Magnoliopsida; Asterales; Asteraceae. The coding region runs from base 29 to 1558 and encodes 509 amino acids. The transcript is spliced from 10 exons. The record is from RefSeq and is a predicted model, not a curated record.
CAACACGGAGCAAAAGCUCGAUGAAACGAUGCUCAGAACAACAAUGGCUGCUCUGUUUCACUUUCACCCCACCACAAUGACCACGGCCACGGCCACCGCCACGAUACACUCUAAUGGCGUCCUCUUUCGAUCCCUUCAUAAACCCCUUCGCUUUAUAAUUCGAAAAAACUACUCUCGAGUAGUCAGACCCAUCUUAUCCAUCAAUAUACCUCGUUCUCUAUCUUCUACAGCAGUUCCCGAAAUUUCGAACAACCCGAUUUUUUAUUUGGACCGUGAUUACCUAUCUUGCUCAAUGCCCAAUAGCAACCGCCCCCUCAAAGUGGCUGUUCUUCUCAGCGGCGGCGUUGAUAGCAGUGUCGCACUUCGCCUCCUCCACGCAGCCGGACACUCCUGCACUGCUUUCUACCUUAAAAUCUGGUUCCAAGAAGAUUUCGAAAAUUUUUGGUCCGAAUGCCCCUGGGAAGAGGAUUUGAAAUAUGCUAAAGCUGUUUGCAAUCAGGUUGACGUACCACUGGAAGUUGUACACUUGACAGAUGAAUAUUGGGAUAAAGUGGUAUCUUACCUUAUUGACGAGUAUAAGUGUGGCCGUACUCCUAACCCUGAUGUUCUCUGCAAUACGAGAAUCAAGUUUGGUGCUUUCAUGGACGCCAUCAGUAACAUGGAUUUUGAUUUUGUUGCUUCUGGACAUUAUGCAAAGGUGGUUCAUGCCGAUUCAGACAAAACCAAUGGGAUUUCAUUUCUGCAACUCUCAAAGGAUAUGGUCAAAGAUCAGACCUACUUUCUUUCAUAUCUCUCGCAGGCUCAGCUUAAAAGACUUGUGCUUCCCCUUGGAUGUAUUCCAAAGAAUGACGUGCGCAAGCUCGCCAGAAAAUUUGAUUUGCCCAACCAGGAUAGAAAGGAUUCACAGGGAAUAUGCUUCCUUGGGAAGUUGAAGUUCAGUGAAUUUGUGGGAAGACAUAUUGGCGAAAGAGAAGGCAUAAUAUUGGAAGCUGAAACAGGGGAUUUUCUAGGAGCCCAUAGGGGCUUUUGGUUUUACACGAUUGGUCAACGUCAAGGUUUGGGUCUUGCGGGAGGACCAUGGUAUGUUGUUGAGAAAGAUGUAAAAAAUAAUGUGGUUUUCGUAUCAAGAAACUAUUAUUCCGUUGACAAAAGAAGGCGUUCAUUCCAUGUUGGAUCCUUUAGAUGGAUCAGUGGAUCUCCUCCACAAAACUUGAAUCAAUUGAGAUGCAAGGUCCGUCAUGGUCCUGAUUUCUACGACUGCACUUUGCAUAUGGAAGUUGCUGAAAACAGAAGUGAAAGUAUUGGCACUGUCCAAUUACCCAAAGAUGAUCAGGGUCUAGCAGCCGGCCAAUUUGCAGCAUUCUACGAAGAACAGGUUUGUGUGGGGUCAGGUGUGAUCUUAGAGUCGUGGGACGAUAAGGGGUUUCCUGUUUGUGACAAGGCUCGUGAGAUUGCGAAAAUGGAAGAUAAAUCUAAGCUCGGGAAACCCGUCAAGAUCAUGCCAAAACCUGAAGAUGUUAGAAAAAUUCCAGACCGAAGAUGUAAGCUUUUAGAUUAGAUCUAAAUUAUAUAUUGAAUAGUAACAAAUCAAUAUGCAUUUCUGAGAUGUAUGAGGUGGCAGGUGGGAUGUAUCCUUCUCAAAGUUUUGGUGUAUAUGUAUAAACUGUAUGUAAUCAGAUUUUGGUUUCAAGAAUGUAGAGGAGUUCC